AUGAGCUCCCUCCGUUUCGCUCGCUCUGCUCUCCGGGCUCGUCCCGCUGCCUUCCGCGUGCCUAUCCAGCGCAGAGGCUACGCUGAGGCCGUUUCCGACAAGAUCAAGCUUUCCCUGGCUCUCCCUCACCAGACCAUAUUCCGCUCCGCCGGCGUUGUCCAGGUCAACAUCCCCGCUGAGUCCGGAGAGAUGGGUGUCCUCGCCAACCACGUUCCCUCCAUCGAGCAGCUCAAGCCCGGCCUUGUCGAGAUUCUGGAGGAGGGCGGUGCCAGCAAGAAGUUUUUCCUGUCUGGUGGAUUCGCCGUUGUUCAGCCCGACUCCCAGCUGAGCAUCAACGCUGUUGAGGGUUACGCCCUUGAGGACUUCAGCAUCGACGGUGUCCGUUCCCAGAUCGCCGAAGCCCAGAAGAUUGCUGGUGGUAACGGCAGCGAGCAGGACAUUGCUGAGGCUAAGAUUGAGCUGGAGGUUCUUGAGAGCCUGCAGGCAGUUCUGAAAUAG
This is a messenger RNA of Aspergillus puulaauensis, 498 nucleotides long. RefSeq names its product F1F0 ATP synthase subunit delta (gene ATP16). The record is from RefSeq and is a predicted model, not a curated record. Gene Ontology annotation, biological process: proton motive force-driven ATP synthesis. Gene Ontology annotation, molecular function: proton-transporting ATP synthase activity, rotational mechanism. Lineage: Eukaryota; Fungi; Ascomycota; Eurotiomycetes; Eurotiales; Aspergillaceae. Bases 1 to 498 code for a protein of 165 amino acids. The transcript has 6 exons.